AUGUCUCCGACAUCAAGCGCGAAUACAUGGCUUCUUCAGUUAUUUGGCAUCUCUACAGCCUCCAAUAAUAACCCAGCCAACGCUCUAGCUGCCCUUACAGCUGAACCUGUCCAGUCGCCAUUCCGUACGGAUACCGACAGUUCGGAUACUCUGACCCUCCCAGAUGGAAGAAUACUCGGGUAUGCACAAUAUGGCUCGCUAAACGGAGGGCCUAUUUUUUUGGUGCAUGGCCUUCCAGGCUCUCGCCUAGAAGGUGCCGGCUUUCACGCCCUAGGCUUAGAGCUCGGCGCCCGUGUUAUUUCCGCGGACAGACCUGGUAUAGGGUGGAGCUCACCACACCCCAAUCGAACACUGCUCGAUCAUGCGAAAGACUUGGAACGACUUGCGGAACAUCUUGGACUGGAUCACUACAGUGUUCUGGGAAUAUCAGGAGGUGGACCAUCUGCCCUUGCUUGUGCUAGAGCAAUGCCUAGCAACAAGCUUAGGUGUGUCUCACUUGUCUGUGCCAUGGGACCUCCUGAUAUCGGUAUGAGCGGGGCUGAUUUGAUGCAUAAGCUUGGAUUUCCGUAUGGAUUUCGCUAUGCGCCCCUCACUGUUGCCCGAUGGUUUUGGCAAAACGAUAUAUUAGGACGUCUAGACUUGACUGAUGAGAAGCGUCUCGAAAUUAUGCUUAGACAGCCAGUUGGCCAUGAGAAAGAUAUUGCGUUUAUGAAGUCUGCAUGGCCUCCAUUAUCUUUGCGAUCUUCUCGGGAAAGCUUCUCGCAGGGGUUUGAAGGUGUAUGGCAAGAUGGUAAGUUGAUGUGCAUGGACUUUGGUUUUCGAGUCGAAGACAUUCGCCAUGAUCUACCUGUGAAUUUGUGGUAUGGGAAGCUCGACAGUUUCGUUCCACCUAAUCAUGGUGUCCAGAUAGCUGCAAGGCUGGGUGAGAAUGCCCAUCUGAGAUUGGUGGAUGAGACCCAUGCAAGCAUUGUGAUAAACCAGAUCAGAGAGAUAUUUGAAGAUUUGAUUCGGAGGACAUAG
Penicillium cinerascens is the source of this 1020-nucleotide messenger RNA. Its product is annotated as alpha/beta fold hydrolase. Bases 1 to 1020 code for a protein of 339 amino acids. NCBI's taxonomy places the organism in Eukaryota, Fungi, Ascomycota, Eurotiomycetes, Eurotiales, Aspergillaceae. The record is from RefSeq and is a predicted model, not a curated record. The transcript is spliced from 2 exons.